CACGACAGGAGCCAAAAUGGAGGCGGUGUUCAUUCGCGCGGCGGCCGCUCCGUGUGUGGACUUUAAAGGCUUCACUUUGGUGCUGGUGCGUCCCGAGGCCGCGCGCGGGAGCGGAGCUCCGGCAGUGUCUGUGGGGAACGUGGGUCAGUUGGCAGUGGAUCUGAUUGUGUCCACUCUCGCUCUGCCGGCCGUUGGGUAUAUCCACACAGAUUGCCUUGUUCCAGUGGCAGGAAACAACCCGUACGCAACAACUGCAGAGAAUUCAGCAGAUCUGUGCACCAGCUCACAGGUUUACGCUUCAGCCGAUCAGAAGCUCGCAGUGCUGCAGAUUCGGUCCCCCAUUGUUCAGGGCAAAGCCUGCUCCUUUCGACACAAGCUGAUCUCAUGGAUUAAAGAGAGUGGCUUCAGCAAAGUCGUGUUACUGUCCAGCAGCCACGCCUACCAGCGUAUCGACAAGCAGCUCGUGGGUUCCCUGCUGAGGUUCGUGGCCACACCAGCCCUGCAGAGCCUGGUGGGGGAGGAGAUUCAGGCCCUGAACUGGACAGAGCUGGAGAGGGUGUCAGCCUUCCCUGGGAUCAGCGAGGCAGAGAAUGAGGUCUCCAUCCCCGGAGGCGGCAUCACCACAUCACUGUAUAAGGACAGCUGUGCAGAGGGAAUCCCACUGGCUGUGCUGCUGAUAUUCUGCUCCGAAGGCGACAAUAUCCCUGACGCGUUCUGUCUUCUCAACUUCCUCAACGAAUGGCUGCAGUUAACAGGGAAACUAGUGAGUCAGGGGAGCUCAGCCCUGGCUCAGUGGAAAGUUCCGAGCUCCUGGAGAUUGCUGUUUGGCAGUGGUAUCCCCCCAGCCCUCUUCUGACCCAGCCACCCUCAUGAUCUUAUCCAAUCAAAGGUACAGGCACGACAGCUCGAUGCAAAUGAACAAUUCAACCUCACUAAGUGCCUCUGGGCGACCACAUUGGGCUGACGUGGAAUCUCCUCUCACAUCUACAAGAUCAGACACUGGCAAAUUCUGCCUCUUGUUGUCUUUCAAUAAGAAGUUAUUUAUUCCCUGGUUCAUUGGGUUGAUGAAGGAGAGGCUUGGCUGAACUGUGACUUGUAGCCUCAUCUGUCAGGGAGUGCAUUGGAGGCACUUUGAAGGUAACCUUGAAAUGCUGUGUGUGUGUGAAAUGGAAGGUUCUGAAAGUGUUAGUGAGAAUCCUGGAUGAAUGCCACAUGUGCUUAAAAUAAAUUUUCAGCUCUUAAAGGAUGUAUGGGGUUGCGAUGGAGCAAAUGGGACACCUUUCCUACAGAGGAUGGUGAACAGUGACACACACAAAGAGAGAAACACACAGAUACAGAA
Callorhinchus milii (elephant shark) is the source of this 1339-nucleotide messenger RNA. RefSeq names its product proteasome (prosome, macropain) assembly chaperone 2 (gene psmg2). The transcript is spliced from 7 exons. Lineage: Eukaryota; Metazoa; Chordata; Chondrichthyes; Chimaeriformes; Callorhinchidae. Gene Ontology annotation, cellular component: nucleus; cytosol. Gene Ontology annotation, biological process: proteasome assembly. Bases 17 to 856 code for a protein of 279 amino acids. The record is from RefSeq and is a predicted model, not a curated record.